CCUAAAGUCAAGGAGGACGCCUGGCAGCAAUACAAUUUGACUUUGAAGCUCCUGAACGAGAGCUUGGGAACCUGCCUCGUAUAAAUGGUCUACUUCGGAAGUACUCGUCUGGACCAUUAUCCAUCAACCCCAAGGCAACAACACUACCACCAGAGGUUUCGGGCACUAUCGUCCGUAGGUUUUCUGUGUGCCAUCACUUAUGGGUUAACCGGACUCAUGUUUCCCGCCUUGUUACAAAGAGCGACAACCUCUCUUCGCAGGCCCUGUCCGUGAAAAAUGCUCGCUCUACAGAUACACUUGCAGCUAAAAGGCUAGGCUAUCGCUGGACUCCAAGGUAUGAUCAGAAAUGGCUUUCCCAAGCCGGUGGAUGGCUGUG
This is a messenger RNA of Aspergillus japonicus CBS 114.51, 376 nucleotides long. RefSeq lists its product as uncharacterized. The record is from RefSeq and is a predicted model, not a curated record. Lineage: Eukaryota; Fungi; Ascomycota; Eurotiomycetes; Eurotiales; Aspergillaceae. The transcript has a single exon. The coding region runs from base 85 to 273 and encodes 62 amino acids.